AUGAGCACUCAUGACCUGGCGCAGACUCACUGCAAUACUGUGCAGCAUGCCACGCAACAACAGCUUGAGCAUCCUGGCCUCGAUACUACCUCACCACAGGAGGAACGGGCUGUUCAUUCGGCCGUGCGACGAACAAGGCGGCGGAGAGUCAAGAAGUGGAAUCCCGGCAAACGCUUCAGCAUGAGAGAGGCUUUCGUUGACGGAACCGCCCUGCUACGAAAAGCGGCCAGGCUUGCGAGGUUCGACGACAUUGCUGUAGACUUGUGCUUUUGGGACCUGGGCUGCUCGUCAUGGGUUGGUGUGGAGCCUCGACCUUCUGGCGCGAUAAGCCGCAACAUUAGAGAGGUACGUCUGGGUCGUGGCCGCUUUACCCCACACUGCCCGAUAACUGACUACCCGUGGAUUCGACCUAACGGAGACCCCACUCAUAGAGUGGGCGGCAAAAUUCUGGGACAAGGGCAAAAUUCUGGGACAGCCAAAUAG
This is a messenger RNA of Fusarium poae, 483 nucleotides long. RefSeq lists its product as uncharacterized. Bases 1 to 483 code for a protein of 160 amino acids. The transcript has a single exon. The record is from RefSeq and is a predicted model, not a curated record. NCBI's taxonomy places the organism in Eukaryota, Fungi, Ascomycota, Sordariomycetes, Hypocreales, Nectriaceae.